UCUCCCUUCCCAUCGCCUCAUCGGCGUCCGAAACCGAUCUCGCCGCCUCUCCCGGUCUCCCCACUUCGAUUCACCACUCCUCCCAGUUCACCUUCCCAUCCCUCGCCUCCGCAUCCAUCCAACUGUGGCGAGCUCCGAAUCCGCGCACCGAGCCACCGACAGGCGGCUAAACCCUAGCGCGCCGCCGCCAUGGAUUCGGCGGUGCUCUCACUCACCUGCGCGGGCCUCGGCGCCGCGCAGGAGGACGAGGACGGCGCCGUCAUCGGCUACGCCAAGAGCGAGCACUGCCUAGAUAAUCUGAAGGAUCUGCAGAGAUUCCUGCGGCGGGACGACCCGCAGCGGCGGGAGGUUUUCAAGCAGGUCUGCAAGUGGAAGAUUGCGUCUAGAGAUCUGGUGCCCAUCAUUGAGAAUUACCAGACCGACCGCAAUCUGGUGGUCACUGCGGUGAAAGUACUGGUGUUCCUUACAAUGCCCGUGGAGCCCUCGUCAGAGGAAGUUGCACAACAGAUAGAGUAUCUGUGGGAUUUGAAGGCUGCACUGACACGCAAUGUUGCAAUGACAGUCAUUGUGUCUCUUCUUGAAGAUCCGUUGGAUCGCUUGGAAAGAACUUCAUUCACAGAAGAUGACUGGAAGUUAGUUCAGUUGGUGCUUACUUUGUUCCGCAACGUCUUGGCUAUUCAAGAAAUCACAUUGUCUCAGAAGGCAUCUGGAGAAGCUACUCACUUACUCUUCCUGGCUGACAGCUUUUUGGAGCUCAUGUUCCAAGAGAAUGUGAUGGACAUAAUCUUAGUGCUAACUCAGCAUAUUGAUGAGCCCUCUGGUUAUCUUAAGGAGGAAAACCUUCUUUUGAUGGAGAUAUAUCAUUAUCUCUUCUUAGGUCGAGAUCCAGGAUUGAUUGCCCGAGCUUCUAAUAAAGGUUCAAAGGAGCAGGUUAACGGAGAUAUUGAUUCUUCAGUUGAUUCAUUGAGAUUGAUGAUGGAGGAGGAAGAAAGGAAAAAAAGAAUGUUCAGGCAACGCAACUCCGAGCAUAACUCACUCAGUGGGACUUUUACACGCUUUUCAGUGGAUGGAUCUAAAUCAUUGUGCAAAGGGAACCCAAGUUCUGCAGCUGCAAACAGCCUCUUGAAAAUACAUAAUGUACAAAAAGGUCCCCGGAAAAGGAUAGCCUGGGACAAUGAACUUCUGUACAUACCAAAGGAGGGUAUUACAGAAAUGCUUAGAAGCUUCCUGGAUCAAUUUUUAUCUGGAGCAUACAAUAUCCUCAUGCAGUCAGUUUGUGAUGAUAUCAUGAAUGAGCACCAUUCUAUUGAGAAAUCCGAUAUAUCUACAUUCUUCAAAGUUGCUCGAUUUGUCUUAGCUUUCCAACAUGAGAAGGCUUCAAAUGACCAGAAAUCUGUUAAAGGGAUCCAACCAUCUGAGGUUUCGCCUAGCAAUGAACAUGAUGAUAAUCUGCCGUUCCAUGGUGAUAUAUGUGGGCCUGUUGCAGCCACAUUGAAUGAAGAUAUGUUCAAUAUAGUCAUUUCCAGGUGGCGUGAGGCAUAUGAGAGCCUGAAGGAAACUAACGACUACAAAACUCUUUCAGCAGCUGGGUCUUUAAUGAAAACCAUGAUUGACAUGAUAUAUUUGGUGCUAAAAGUACUUCCUGAAGAUUCAAGGGAAUCUCAGACAGCUCGUGUUUUACUGUACAAACUGUUCUAUGAUCAGACAGAACAAGGUCUCACUCAAUUUCUGCUGAACUUGUUCAGAUCAUUUGAUAGUCACAAGCAACCUAAAAGUGAUCUAGCAGAUUUAUUAGAAACAAUUCAUAUUAUGCUACAGCUCAUGGAAAAGCUUCAAGCACGCGGUGCAUUAAGGGUUGCGAAAAGGACAAAAAAGGGUAGAAGAAAGAAGGAAAGAAAUGAUAAAAACGAGAUUUCAGAACCAAAAGCGGAAUAUGUGGAACCAAACUGUGCUGAUCCAACAGAUAGGACCAAAUCCCCACCUGAAUCAGUUCCAGAUUUGAGACCUGAGGAUCCUGCUGUAGAACCUUCUCCCUCGGAGCAAGGAGAAGUCAAUACCAGUGGCGCACAUGUACCGGAUACGCUUGUGGACACUGCAGCUAAUAUGGAGAGUAAUGCUAAUGCUGAAGGUGACCCACCUUGCACAGACAGUGUAAUGAAAACAAAUCUCAUUGGUGAAGAGGGUGAGACAUCAGAUUCUUCAAUUGAUGAUCACCAGCCUGCUACAAGUGAAGUUGAUUUUAAUGUUUCCAGAUUAAUAUCUAGCCUUGCAAACAAUUCCGUCGUGCAAAACGUUUGCUGGUUGUUGAAGCAUUACAAAAGUAACUCCUAUCGCACAAACCAUUACAUAAUAUGCAUGCUUCAGAGAUUCUGUGAAGAUCUCGAGUUGUCACCAAUGCUCUAUCAGCUAUCACUUUUAACUACAUUCUAUGAUAUACUAGCCGAACAGAAAUUGUCUAGUUCAAAGGAGUACACAAACAUUGUAAAUUUUCUUUCUAAAGUUGUGAGGAAAAUGUUGAAGGCGAUGAGAAAACAGCCAUUGCUAUUUGUUGACAUAUUAUUUUGGAAGACGCGCAAGGAGUGCCAUUGCAUCGAUGCAGAUGCACUACUGAAUGAGCUUAAGAAUGAUGUUGGAAACAAGAAUGGUGGAAUUGGAUCAAGUAAGGGAUGGAGAGGUCCAAUAAAUAUAGCAGAUUCGCUUGGUGACGAUGAAGCUGAUCUGGUUAUACCGCAGGCACCAUAUGACGCUGACAAUGAUGGAGACUUAUCAGCUGGUGAACAUGGGGAUGAUUUUCGGAAGAGUAGUACUACGUAUAAAAGGAGCAGAUUAAUGUCACUUUCAGACAGUGAAGCUGAGGAAAAUGAGAGGAACCAUGUAUCAAGAGGUUCACUGAACUCAGAAGUUCCAAAAAGACGAGGUCAUUCUAUUUUUACUGAAGAGCAAGAGAAGCUUAUCAGAGAUCUUUAUGAAAAAUAUAAGGAUGAUCGUAAAUGCAGUCAUCUAAUAGCUGAGGCUUUAGACUCCACUGGGAAGAUAUCUUCUACUCAAGUUUCUCGCAAGCUUACACAAUUAGGUCUCAGGAAUACCAUAAGGAGAAAAAAGGUUGCAGAUGGAUCUCUCUCAAGUGGAGAUCUGGCUACGGAAUCACAAAAUGACUCACUUGAUGAUCUGAACCACAUGCUAAGCGAACAUAACCCUGAUUCCAAGCCUAAAAGCUCCCGCACUAGAAGGAAAAGGUUACACAGAUCAAGCCAUGGCCAUGAUGACACAACUCAUGGAAGAUCAUCUGAUGAAGAAACGUUACAAGUACUUAAAAGCAGAGCGAAAAAUAAGAAGCUUCCCUUGGUGGAUAGUUCAUUGAGUGCAUCACAGCAUCAGGAAGCUCAGCAAGAUCCAGGCUCUGAUGAUGCAACCAUAGGAUCCAUGAUUAGAACUGGAAAAAAGAAGAGGUUAUCCACAUCAGAGUUUGAAGGGAAAGUACAAAACCAUCAAGAAUCUUCAAAAAACAGAAACACCAAGGAUUCUUCACCGAGUAUAUCGCAACAUAAAAAAACUAUGGAAGACAAUUAUCCUGAUGAUGAGACCAUAGGAUCCAUGCUUAGAAAUGGAAAAAAGAAGAGGUUAGUGGUGUCAAACUUCUCAGCGAAUAUACAAGACCAAGAAUCUCUGAGAAACAUUGACCUGCAUGAUGAGACUAUUCCUUCUAAUAUCAUGGAUGCUUCUCUAAUUCAUGAGCCUGAUUCAGUGGUUAACAGUGGCAAUACUGGUGAAGCUGAACUUCUGGAUGACUUUGACGUUGAGCCAGAUAAUCCUGAAAAUACUGACCAAAGGAUCACUGAUGAUGUAAAUUUCAGUGAAUCAGGAGACACAACAAACGCUGAGGCUAAUCAAAGGGCUGGUUUAAAAAGAAGACACAGGUUGGUAAUUGAUGAUGACGAUGAUGAUGAGUAACUGUCCAGGUUGGGAGAUCGAAAUCAAAAGUGGGAUAAAAAAGCUGUUCAGAUGAUAUGAUGCUAUUUUCCUCCGUCCUGCUGGCUCUUAGCAGGGACCUGGCAGGAUCACACUUCCCAGUGCCAGUUACCCAAAACUUCAUUUUGAUCUGCAAUUUCAUUUGUAAUAGUUGGUUGGAUCACAAUCAAAUGGAAUUAGGCAGAUGCAAAGUUCAGGCUGUUGAGCUGUGUGGCCUCUUGUACAUAAUCUUUUUAGGGGUGUUCUGAUGCUAGUCGUGGCUACUGUCAGUUGAAACUACCAAUGUAACUAUGAAAGGUAAUUGGUUAUGGAACUCCCCUAUAGAGUUCGUUUUC
Molecule: messenger RNA, 4304 nt
Organism: Setaria italica (foxtail millet)
Lineage: Eukaryota; Viridiplantae; Streptophyta; Magnoliopsida; Poales; Poaceae
Product: protein timeless homolog
Exons: 20
Coding region: 190-3951 (1253 amino acids)
Biological process (GO): DNA replication checkpoint signaling; DNA repair; replication fork arrest
Cellular component (GO): replication fork protection complex
Molecular function (GO): DNA binding
Source: RefSeq, a predicted model, not a curated record